UUGCAGAUCAGAGAUCGAAUCCAGCAGCUUUUCUGAUCUCAGUAGGUUUCAAUUUGAGGCAAUGGCAACAUUUAAUGUUGGAUUCAAUCCUAGCUUUGAUCUUGAUUGCCCUGUCAUAAGUAGCGAAAAUGCUUGCUCUUUAAUGGACGAAAAGUUGGAUUUUGAGGUUCCUCCUUAUGUGGAGGAUGUGGUGGCAUUUGAGGUCCCCCCUUAUGCUUCCACUGAAACUUCCUGGCAUUCUAAUUCCUCAGAGGAUUUGCAGAGUGCAGAGGAAUUUAAUCAACUGGCGGUUCAUUCUUUGCUCUGUUCUCAAAGUUUGUGCGCGCAGACUGCCUUCUGCAAAUACAUUAAAGCUUAUCCAGCGCCUGCUGUAGAUUUUUUCAAACGCGGCCAAAUUUUGCACAAGAGAUGCUUAGGUGUUCUCAGAAAAAUUGAGGAGGAGCGAAAAUUGACGAGGCAGAUUUCAAUGCAAACUCCUCCUCCUCCUCCUCAACUAAAGCAAUUAAAAUCAAGGUUUCAAGGGGAAUCAGCGUUUAACCAUAUGGUAGCCGAGCGGAACAGGAGAGUCAAAAUGAGAGAGUACUUCGCAAAUCUUUCUUCUCUCCUGCCUAAAACCACCAAGAAAGAUAAGUAUUCAAUUCUCGCAAAUACCACAAGCUAUCUGCAGGAAUUAAAGCUCCGUGUUCCUGAGCUCGAACAACAAAAUCAAAUAUUGCAGGAAUCAGCUUCCAGACAGAAAGAGGAAGGAAGUAAGUGGUUCGAAUCCACGGAGAAGUCAUGUAAUUCAGACAUCAGAGUCAUUUAUAGUAGCGAUGAAGUAACUCUGGAGUAAUGGAAGAAGAGACCCUGCCAAGUGAACAUGAAAAUAAUUAUACAGAAAGAUAAGAUUUUGUGCCCGGCAAGUCUGCUGAUCAAGCAACUAGAUCUGUUGAAAAGUAAACAGAUGGAAGUCCUCUCUAUGCAAUCAAAGACACAGCCAUUUCAAUUUCGCGCUGACAUUCUCCUCAGACCAAGUGUAUUAUCUGUUUAAAACCCUCUUUAGAUUUUUGAGUUACAAUUCUCACUCUCAUCCUUCCUGUUCUUAUGAAUGUUUCAGAAUCCUUCCUAUUCUUAUGAAAUGUUUCAAGUGGAAUAUGUGCAGGGUGAGGUCUGGGAUGUCUCCAAUUGGUAAAAUUUUGCCACAAUAAUUAGAGAAUCCCUGUUAUGAGGAGCAGCCAUGAAUGCAAGCAAGAAAACCAAAAGUAAUUUAUUUUGGGGUCGAGAUUUUGUACUGAACCUGCUGUGUAAAUUCAAGGCCCAAAGUAAAAGAACUUUACAGAAAAGAAAUGAAUGUCUGCCAUUUAAAUCUAUGUAGGUCAUUCGAGUUGUCCGCAUAACUAUAACGGGAAAUCUGUUUCCCAUCGUAUUUGAAAGGGUUCAUUUUCAACUUUCCAUCGCUUUCAGACUACUAGAUUCGCUCAAUAUUUGGAUAAGGAAAAUAUAAGAUCUUUGUAAGGGCUAGGAUUGUAAAA
This is a messenger RNA of Cryptomeria japonica (Japanese cedar), 1511 nucleotides long. Its product is annotated as transcription factor BHLH148. Lineage: Eukaryota; Viridiplantae; Streptophyta; Pinopsida; Cupressales; Cupressaceae. The record is from RefSeq and is a predicted model, not a curated record. Gene Ontology annotation, molecular function: protein dimerization activity. The coding region runs from base 62 to 832 and encodes 256 amino acids. The transcript is spliced from 2 exons.